CUCCUUUCAGAAUUCAUCAGCUUUUGGACGUUCGUUCUAGUCACUCGCUCAGACACCGUACUUAUCUUAAUACCAACAAAAACUAACAAAUCAACAACAAAAAAAUCACCAACACUUAAUCCUUUUUUUUUCCAAAACCAACCAAAUCGUCAACAUGUUCUCCAAGACCACCGUCGCUAUCACCAGCCUUCUGGCUCUCGCCCAGGCCAUCAAGGUCACCAAGCCCGCCAAGGGCGACGAGUGGGAUGCCUCCUCGAGCAACGAGAUCACCUGGGACACCGUCAACACCGACCCCAAGCAGUUCGAGAUCGUCGUCGUCAACCAGUCCGGCUUCCCCGAGGUCUCCACGACCAUCGCCAAGGUCAACUCCGCCGACGGCAAGUACGAGCUGAAGGACACCGACCUCGCCGCCGGCGACCGCUACCGCAUCAACUUCCUGUCCACCGACCCCCAGAACUCUGGCAUUCUGGCCCAGUCUGAGCAAUUCAGCCUCACCGACGACUCCGACGACACCUCUUCUUCCGCCUCUGCUUCCGCCACCGCCUCGGCCUCGGCCAGCGCCAGCGCCUCUGGCUCUGCCUCCGCCUCUGCCACCGGUUCGUCUUCCUCGGCCUCGGGCUCCGCGGCCACUGCCACCGUCACCCAGACCUCUUCCGGCCUGACCACCGUGACCGGCUCUGCCUCCGCCACGGCCUCGGGCACCGCCGCUUCUAACGCCUCUGGCUCAGGUACCGCUUCCGGCACCGCCACUGGCUCCGCUGCCUCCGGUACUUCCACCUCUGCCCCCAGCAGCGCCUCCGCCCUCAAGUCCACCUUCGCCAUCUUCGGCUCCGUCGCCGUCGCCGCCUACAUGCUCUUCUAAGCGCAUGUUGCGGCAGCCGCACAUCACAAAUAAACACGAUCUUGCUUUCCUAGAGUUGUUUUGACCGAAAUGAUACCAACCGACUACGAGAAUGGCGGGGGACGACGGACGUAGCGACAACUAGCGAAGCGCAUUGGGGGAGGCACCGGAAACAACUGGGAGGAUUAUACCACAUAAAAAAAACGGAUGGGAAUUAUGUCUGGCGUCGCUCGCGCACGAUUCGGAAAGACACGUUUAUUAUAGACUAAUGUUGAAGCGUUGCUACUGGACUCCCUCCAUCUACAGGGCGCCUCGGAAUACGCAUCAUCGUGUGUGAGUGUAUGUGAGUGGCCCGACGGGACGACAACAACAACAGAAACACUGGGCGAAAGAGCUGGAUGUGGGCUGCGGUGUCCACCCUUCGGGUUGAUGCUGGGAUUCCACCCCGAGUUUCUGUGCUUUUCCGGCCACAACCUGGAGUGCCCGGAGAUGAGCGGACCCAUGCCGCCGGUCCCGCGUCCUCUCGAAAGCGCCCAAAAAGUCUGGGAAAUCUCCACUAUCCAAGUGAGCUCGUAAUUAUGGAUACGAGAUGGGCGCACCCAAUUCGAGGCUCUCAUGCGGCACAACCCUGUCGUUUCCCCUGAUCGUCCGCCUUAACGUGCAGUUUUGGCGUCUGUCGGUGGCCCAAUUGGGGUUUGACGACCGGGUUCAUGCUGGCAUGGGUGGCACUUGGUAUUUACCAUCACUGCCUGCGCCUGGAGAUUGGACGGAAUGGUGUUGCCGUCAUCUGCAGGAAGCACACGGGGUUGCAGAUCGUGAUAAUGCGAAGAAGAGAACGCGGGCUGCUUGACACCUACUGGGCUGAAGCGGGUGAUGAUGGAUGGCGCGAUUGAUAUUAGAAUGGUGAUAUUGUUGCUGUGGUGGAGAUGAGUCAGCGGCCUAUCCACGGAUCUACAGCAGGCCGUUUGCAACGUGCCAAUGUGGAAUCUUUGCUUAGGUAGCUUGGAUAUAGUGCGCCGGCCGCUUUAUCCGUCUAAGCCACCGAAGACUUCCCAGCCGGUCUGUAACAGUGCUGGUACUGAACGGCGUUCCUUGUGAGCUGAUUGAACAUAGACAACAGAGUGC
Messenger RNA from Colletotrichum destructivum, 1966 nucleotides. RefSeq lists its product as uncharacterized. The transcript has 2 exons. The coding region runs from base 155 to 862 and encodes 235 amino acids. NCBI's taxonomy places the organism in Eukaryota, Fungi, Ascomycota, Sordariomycetes, Glomerellales, Glomerellaceae. The record is from RefSeq and is a predicted model, not a curated record.